Bombus terrestris (buff-tailed bumblebee) is the source of this 4657-nucleotide messenger RNA. RefSeq names its product UDP-glucosyltransferase 2. Bases 235 to 1803 code for a protein of 522 amino acids. NCBI's taxonomy places the organism in Eukaryota, Metazoa, Arthropoda, Insecta, Hymenoptera, Apidae. The transcript is spliced from 6 exons. Gene Ontology annotation, molecular function: UDP-glycosyltransferase activity. The record is from RefSeq and is a predicted model, not a curated record.
AAGACGAACGAUAGAUGUAGCAAAGUACUUAACGUUAACAGUCACAGAUCAACGUCGACGAAAGACACAAGCUUUCGAAACCUUUGGUUUCUUGGUUACGUUGUAAAUUUUAGCUUAAAUACAAGCACUGUUAUAUCUAUGGUACUCGAGUGAAACAUUACUAUAAGAGCUACCUUUUAGUUGAAGUUGGGAACUUUUUAGUGAACUUUGGUAUCAAAAGAAAACGCCACGAACAUGAAACAUCAGAAGGCAUUGUUCUGCGUGCUACUGGCUCUGUUCAUACACGCGAACGAUGCCUCCAGAAUUUUGGGCAUCUUCCCAUACAAUGGUAAGAGCCAUUUCAAGAUGUUCGAUGUCCUGUGCAGGGAAUUAGCAAAAAGGGGGCAUCAAGUCGACGUAAUUGGCCAUUUUCCAUUGAAAACUCCAUUGGCUAAUUACACGGACGUCGUUGACUUAAAUGGAACCCUGAAAACCGUGGUGAACGGUUUAACCACCGAUUAUGGAAAACAAAUACAGCGAUCAAUUACUUAUUACGUAGCUACAGUAUUUGGUAAUGAUCUGUGCGAUCUAAUGAAACAGGAAAAAAUGCAGAAAUUCAUCAAAAAUCCACCCAAUGAUCCACCUUAUGAUCUGAUUAUCGUAGAGUAUUUUGGCUCGCCGUGCUACAUAGGAUUCGGCCAACUUCUGAAAGCGCCAGUGGCCAUCAUCAUAUCGUCAAUGCAAAUGUCAUUCGUCGACGAUAUUAUGGGAAAUCCUACGAGCUACGCCUUCCUCUCCGGUUUCUACAACGAUAAUGCCGUGGUGGACACGUUCUUCGAUCGCUUGUGGAAUUUCUUGAUCAACUACAAGAAUGCGUUGAUAUUUGAACACUACACAGCUGAACAAACCGACAUGAUGAAGAAAUACCUGGGUUUACCUAAUAUACCCGACGUCAGAGAAUUGGAGAAAACUGUCUCGUUGGCUAUAGUGAACUCGCACUAUAGUUAUUACGGGAUCAGACCAGUUACACCGGCGGUUAUCGAAGUUGGUGGAUUACACGUCGAAGCGGACAAGUCGAAAUUAAGCCCGAAACUCAAGGAAUGGCUAGACAUGGCAAGCCACGGUGUGGUAUAUUUCUCAUUGGGCUCGCUAAUGAACAUCGAAACGUUGCCGACGGAGACGAUAUUGCAAAUUUACUCGUCGUUAGCGAAAAUUUCACCGGUAAAGGUUUUGUUGAAGAGCGCCAACGCAACGAAGUUACCACCAGGUUUACCCAAUAACGUGCUGACGUUGCCUUGGAUUCCUCAGGUUGCGGUGUUGAAACAUCCGAAUACGCGAGUAUUCAUAACUCAUGGCGGCCUUAUGGGAACCCAGGAAGCUACCUAUUAUGGAGUUCCUAUGAUAGGAAUACCGGUAUUCGGUGACCAGAUUAAAAACAUCAACAUUUUGGUUGAAAAGAAUGUGGCAGUUCUAGUAGACAUCGAUGACAUUACCGAACAUACCAUGGACGUUGCGUUGAACACAGUUUUGCGCGAUCCCCGAUACAGAGAAUCUGCAAAGACAAUGUCGAAGAUGUUCAGAGAUCGUCCGAUGCCCCCGUUAGACACAGCUGUAUAUUGGAUCGAAUAUGUGCUGAGAAAUGGGCCAGAUAGCUUAAGAUCAGCCGCUGUGAAAUUACCUUGGUGGAAGUUGCAUCUACUCGAUGUUUUCGUCUUCUUAUUUGCGUGUUUCACAUUCGCAAUUUAUUUAUUAAUAGUUUUAUUAAAUAUCGUAUUAGCAAGCUUCCAUAAAAAGGCCGCUCGAACAGAGAAGAAGUUGAACUGAGAAACGGGACGAAGAAUAUCGGCAAAAGCCUUAACAGGGUAGGAGAUUACGCGUUUUUUUGCGAGGUGUACUUUCAAGGAAGCGUGUCGUUAGAUAAUUUUCUUAACAAAUUCCCUUUGAGAGAUGCAACGAGCUUUUGCCUUUUCGAUGCAAUCGGCUGAUAUUUUUUAUUUAGCAGAGGAAACGAUUAAACUGAGAAGCACUAAAAACGAAAUAGCGAAACGACGAGAAGCUUCUCUUGAAAAGGACGCGCGGCUAAAUUAGUCGGUACGAAAUUUUCGCGAAAAGACCGCGAAUUCACGUAAAUCGUACUCUGGUGUUACAUCUAAUUGCAAUGGAAUAUUCUGGACUUAAAUCGAAAUCAAAUAAUUUAUAUUUUAUUUAUAAACGUCCUUUAGAAAUAUACUUGAACAUCGUUGAUAUAAAUUCCUAGACAAUUUUAUUCAACUUCGUUCUCUUACACUGUGCCAAUAUCUCGCGUGGUAUCUAUUAGGUUGUCCAAAAAGUUCCUUUCGUUUUGUAAGGAAGUAGUAGAUGCACAACAUUUUCUGUUUUAUUGAAUUAUGUUUGAUCCAUUUUAUUCUAUUACUACAAAAUGGAUCAUACAUAAAUCCAUAAAAUAAUAUAAAAUAAAAAAUGUUAUGAUUGAUAGAAGAAUGCAAGCCAACAGAGAUCAAAGUAAAGCAUUAAGAGCAGUAAGGUAUGAAGGGAAAGCCAUAGAAUCAAAAAAGGCACUGGUAAAGGAGUGCAUAAAGGAAAGAGAGAGAAACUGGGGAAAUGGCCAAGAAGGGAAAAGAGCAAGAAAGAGAAAGAGGGGACUAGAAGAAGUGAGAAACGGAGAGACACAGAUGGAAGUAAGAGAAGAGCAAGAAAGAAUGACAGCGGACUAAAUUAUAGAAGAAAGAAGAAAGAGAGAAGCAGAAGAGAGGGGAAAAGGAUAAGGGAUUCCAAAUAUGACAUACAUUACAGAAAAAUCGCCAAAGAAGAGUUACCAAAAUACUUAGAAGGGAGGAUGAAGUGGAAGGACAGAAAAAUAUUAGCAAGAUUCAGAUGUGGAAACGAGACCAAAGCAAGGGAAUACUGGAAAGAAGAGGGAGAAAAAAGAUGCAGACUAUGUAAAAGGAAAGAAGAAUACCUGAGACAUGUAAUAGAAGAAUGCGAAAUAAUAGGAGGACCAAAGGACAUAGAAAGAACAUUGCAUGAGACUGGAGAAGGACUAACAGAACUAAACGCAACAAUAGAGAAGAGAAGGACAAUACAAGACGGGGAGGAACGACAAUAAGGAUGCACAGCAAGGAGGCUAAAGCCCAAAAGUUGCCAUAGUUUUUAGUUAUUAGUUUUUAGUUUUUAGAGAUAGAAUAAUUAAGAGAGUACAAUAUAAUAGAGUGGAUAUAUAAGAAGCGAAAUAGGUAAAAGAGAUGUAAAACCGAAAGCUCGUCCAAAAUCGAAAGGCACGGACUAAGCAAUAAUAAAUAAUAACAAAUGACGUGCAUCUAUUAUUUCACUUAUGAAACGAAAGGAACUUUUCGGACAACCUAAUAUAUAAAUACCUUUGAUGCAAAUCUCAUCUCGAGGUGACGAUAAAUGUAAAUCGAUACACUGUAAAACCAAGAAUACAACAUUUCUGACAAUUAAAGAUACAUCGGAAAGGGAUCUACGACAAUAAAGGACACGUUACGCGUGCAAUUGAGAACAGCAACGAAGAGCCGAGCUAGAGGAACUUAACGAUGAAGCCACUUAUAACUCGAUUAAACGAGCCGUUGGAAGUUUGAUCAAGUAUAAUUAAACAUGGACAGGGCCACGUUUAAUCGUAUUAAAAUUACGUAAACAUUUGACAAGUUCUCAAGCAGUUUACCGAGUUCCCAUGCCAGACACUAAACCUUAUUCAUCCGGUAUCAUUGUACGCUUUAGCCUGCGUAAAAUGGAACUGCAACUUCCGACAUUUUCCUAACCGACCAGCUAAAACCGGCGGCGACAGGGGGGUAGUUUCUUUGAAAGUUACACGACAUUAAGAAAAUUGCUUUCAUCCGAAAACAAUCUCACUUUUGUAAAUAGUCGAAAAAGAAACAAAAAUACCAUGAAAUUUUGGUAGUUCUGUAGAGUUACGAUAUUUUUCAUCAUUCGGCUCAACGAGCCAUUAAUAAUGACCGUUCACGGAGCACGCGACGUGGAAAAUUAACACAGCAAACUUGGCGAUAAAUAAUUCGGACGCAACGUCGAAUGUUCCUUUGAGAAAUAUAUUCGAGACAGAAAGCAGGGAAAUGCCUAUUCAAAUGGCCAGCGUUUCUGUAAUUGACGAAUUUGUUUGCAAGAGACAGAGUUUUAUAGCACGAUUAAUGGGAAUACUUACGAUGGAUUGCUUCUUCGUUAUGAAUAAUGGAACCGAGAUAAUGGAAUUAUUUUUUUAAAUGUCCGAUGAUCACGGAGUUUGAGAAUUUGAAGGUUCAGAGGAUACGAGAGUCAAAAAUUUGCAGAUCUUAGUAUUGGAGAAUUUGCACAGGCGGACGUUUGCGAAAUCAAGUGGUCAGAAAUUUGAAAAUUUUGAUAUUGGAAAAUUGAAGAGUUUGGAGUAUUUAAAAACCUUGUUUUCGCUAUGAUUAUGUUUAUCAAUGAUAAAUAUAGAGACAGAAUAAACAUAAGGAAAUGAGAUGCCAGAUAAAUUUUCUAAAUAUACUCCUAUUACCUAAAUUUUCGUCGUUUGUAUACAAUUUAUCCUCUAUAGAAUUUUCCUCUUUGUACUUUCUUCGUUUCCACCAGCAAAGUAUGUCAUUGCAAGCAAACCACGCAAACUAUAUAAUUAUAGGUAAAAAUUAACAGAAACGUAAGAAUAAACUCUACACGUUGUUUUCUUCAA